Molecule: messenger RNA, 1683 nt
Organism: Toxorhynchites rutilus septentrionalis
Lineage: Eukaryota; Metazoa; Arthropoda; Insecta; Diptera; Culicidae
Exons: 2
Coding region: 823-1332 (169 amino acids)
Source: RefSeq, a predicted model, not a curated record
GGCGGCCGCAAAUUAGUGCUAGAUCGACAGUCUCUCACCGGUAGUGAUCAUUUGGAACCAUUAUUUAUCGCUGUGAUGAUGCCGCUAUCUCAAAAUCCGGGAUAUCGACACGGGCGAUCUGGUUGAUCUAGUGCGUAAUUAUUUGGAUGAUUUAGUGCACCCGUAAUAUCCGGUCCAACGUAUUGAGUUGACGCACUCAGCAAGUGGGAAAUAGUUAAACCGAGAGCUUGAUUCAUCGUUCAACAACAAUAGUGGAACUCUACGUGGAAAAAAUCUCCCCGAAUGGAAGAAGAAAAUACACACUGAUUCAGCUUGCAUUUCACAGACGACGGAUAUACACGGAAAAACGAUUUCCAUUAUUUACAUACGUAUAUUCACGUUCAACAUUGUACAGUCUGUAAUUGCGUUGAAAUAAACGGUUCGCAUUUUAACUUCCAAACCGAUACGUGUUAUUCCAGCUGAUGCCGAGCUGAGUCCAGAUCGUCUACACGAAAAAAGAUUCUACGCACUCGAUAACUGUAUUGUCAUAACCUCCAAACACCCCCUGACGAUAACAACGAUAGAAGCGCUCGCAUUUUCCCACAGGUUAGUUGAAGUGAUUUGGGAUGCAAAAUUGCUAAUUAACAGGUGUUCAGUAGCAGUAGCUGUCGAAAGGGCGGUCCGGUCCGUUUAAAUAGGCCCUACAAUCGAUGAGGUGUGUUCAGUUGGUUUGUGUUUGGCGAUCGGUGGUGAUCGGAUAGAUUCCCGAGCUUCCGAAGUUCCCGAUAUAGUUUUAGUUCGUAUAUUAAAACAAGAAAAAAAGUGAAACACUGAGGAUUUAAAAUGAAUACGAAACAAGUGGUGUUAUAUUUGGGGUUGUUCGUCCUUCUUGGAAUGUGUGGUGUCCAGGGAGCUGCAAUUCGUGAAAAAAGACAACUCAACUCUUUUCUUACUCUAACUGGAGAGUCCAAUGCGAGGAUUGAAAAUGGAACCAUUUUCUGCGACACGCUGAAAUGCCCCGCCGAGUCGUUCAAGUGUAUCAUCGUCAAGAACAACACCAAGGACGACAUCAACCAGAUAGAGGUGACACGCGAGUGUCUCGAUCCAGCCGGCAAGGCUACCGCCAAAACGGUGGAACGCGAACCGAACAAAUUCCCGGGGGCACAGUUCGAGAGUUACGCGGAAAUUGAUAAGAACGGAAACAUCGCUUCGUUCGACAACCGAGGAAACUCGUACAACCACUCGGGCAGUGGCGAUGUGCACUCGUAUCUGUACCAGCAGAUUGAAGAUCUUCACAAGGCCAUUCUCGACCAGCUGCAGAACGCUGGCAGUACCACCUAUGGGAUUCCGUAGAAAGCGCUCGCGCGCGUGUUGAAUCUGCGUCUCAUGAUUGGGCAUCGAGUGAUUUCGGGAGUGUAUAUUCCAGUGAUAGCUGAAUGAUGAGAAUUACGUUCUGAUGUUGAUAUAAUAAACUUUGUUUUGACAUGUUACUGAUACUUUGCCAGUAGAACUGGCAUAAAUGGUUGUCUAUGUUGAGCGUGUGCAUCUUGUUUUCCCACGAUUAGCAUAGACGAUCACAUUGUCUUUUUCAGUCCAGCGAAAAAAAAUUAAGACGGAUUGGAUUAGUUUGAAUCACAUGGAUCGGUUUUUAAUUAUUCAGUUGUGAUAUGUAGAUAAAUAAAAAUGAGGCAUUUGUUAACAUUA